AGGACUUCUCUGGUUUUGUGGAUACAUUCCCUCUGCAGCCGCUCUGAUUUGAAGUGGCUGAAUCUGUUGUUCGAGAGAGUAUCUAUGCUCAAAUAUGCCUAGUGUAGGGGUACAUUCUUCCUGAAUUUCAAUUGACGUGGUUCACUUAUUGAUGCAACCGUUUGUGAGAUUACGGUAGUCUUCUUAAGGUCUAUCAUAUUUUAUGUCGCAACAAGGUGAAUAUUAUUCAAUUACUCUACUGCUAACACCUACUAGUGUCGGCGAAGGGAUCAACAGUCUCGUUUCAUGAUGUCUCCUAUGAGGUUUCGGUGCGCAAGUUUCCAUGGAGCUGUCCUGUACACCUACCAGUUCUUUCCAAUCUGAAUGGGAUAAUCCUGCCUGGGAUGAAUGCAAUAAUGGGACCCACAGGAUGUGGCAAAUCAUCUUUGCUAGAUGUCCUGGCUGGACGCAAAAACCCCCAGCAACUUUCCGGCUACGUUUUACUGGAUGGAGAACGCCCUCGAGCCAACGUUCAUCGCCAUCUUUGUGGAUACGUUGUACAGGAUAACAUAGCCGUGGAUACACUUACCGUUCGUGAGAACAUUGCGUUCUCUGCUGCAUUACGUCUACCGCGGAAGCUGACCUCGGAAGAAAGAAAGGCAAAAGUUGAUGAAGUAAUCGAGGAGUUGGGACUAACAUCGGUGGCUGACCGGUUGCUUGGUACAGCCUAUGUGCGGGGCGUUUCUGGAGGAGAAAGGAAAAGAACCUGUAUCGGAAUCGAGCUGGUCAAGAAUCCACUUGUACUCUAUUUGGACGAACCAACUACUGGAUUGGAUGCGUAUACAGCGGGUUCCGUGAUGAAAACACUGAGACGCUUGGCUGAUUGUGGGCGAACCAUUGUGUUUUCCAUUCACCAACCGAAGUAUUCAAUCUAUCGUCUGUUCGAUCGGCUCACACUUCUUUGCAACGGUAAAAUGGUCUACCACGGUCCGUCUGGACAAGUCCCGAUUCAGUACUUCCGCAGACUAGGUUACGUUAUUGAAGGCUACAACAAUCCGGCUGAUUUCUUGAUGGAUACGCUGCAUGGCGAAGUGGCCGCUAGUAGCUCAGACGAGGACAGUCGUGCAUCGCCUCAUGCAGCCAUGGAAAUUAACAGCCAAUCUCCGACUGACCUUGUCGACCGGUUCGUGGAUUUUUGGAUCCGCUCUGAAUUGUAUCGAAGGUGUCAGGCCAUGGUGACAGAAAUCGCUCGAAGGUACGAAGCCCGACUUCUCGAUACGCAUGCAGUGGACUCAUCUACCGGAUACACUGGCCCCAACCGGAAGACGUAUGAUCGUAUUACAUCUGCGGGGAGCCAUCGACGAGGCUCCAUUGAAUCAGCUUGUGGACCACUCGCUGUUGCUGACUCUGCUUCAGACGCUAGUUCAAACCACUUUUCGGAUUUACGCCUGAAUAGCGCAGCAGACUUUUCCUCUAGAAAGUUCACACACCCAGAAACUAUUUCUGACGGUGCCGUUCGAGUUGCACCUGAUUUGCCGGACAAAAUAAAUUUGUCUCACUCACGUAUACGAACACGGUACGUAGACUCUGUGAGUGCUUCUGGGGAGGACAGACACAUGCUCGAACGACUGCAAAAUGUUUCACCCAGUGCGACUGAUGAAGAAAUACCUAAAAAUCUGGGUCUUCCAUCCUACCAUCGCCGCCGUCAUUACAAGCGCUUUCGUUGCGGUUCCGGUUGUUCUGUUAGACAAGAUAAUCAUCCAGAAUCUUCUGUGAACCUUCGUUUCAAAGAUGGUCCAUAUUCCGCCUCGUUUUGCCGACAGCUAGUACUGCUGAUUCGCCGUCAGUGCCUAAGCAUGCUCAGGGAUUACCAUUCAAUGUUUUCCCACUUUCUCAUACAAUUUAUAAUCGCCGUCUUUUUCGGUACGAUCUACUACGAUUUGGACAAAAGUGCCGAAUCAGGAAUACAAAACAGAACCGGGUUAUUUUUCUUCACUUGCAUUCAACUUCUGUUCAUUAACGGCUCACUGGUUGAUGCGUUUCUCAGAGAUCGUCUCAUAUUCCGGCAUGAAACCUCCGCUGGAUUUUAUCGCAUUUCCACGUACUUCUUCGCAAAAAUCAUCACCGAGGUGCUUCCAGUUAAGGCGUUUCCUGCCUUCCUAUUCUUACCCAUCACCUACAUCCUUGCCGGGCUACGACACACAUGGAGGGCCUUUUUCUUUUGGGAGUUAACAGUUAUUUUGCUCACAAUCUCUGCAUCAGGUGUCGCGUUUUCAGUCAGUACAAUGGUCACGGACGUUCGAUUGGGUUCCAUGCUUCUGUCAAUGUUUUUUGUACUUAUGAUGAUCACUGGUGGUUUCCUCAUCAACGUACUUUCCUUAGCGCCGUGGCUCAGUUGGCUGCGCUAUCUAUCUGUUCUUCGCCUCGCUAUGAAUGUGUUUAUGAUCAACGAACUGGUGGGCCUGGAGUUCUGCCCUUCAAACGAUACCUUACACCAUACUUUCUCUUCUGAUACCAGUGGCUUUCCUUACAAUCAUUUGAAUGCAAGCACUGCCGUGGAGUUGACCAACACGUCGAGUACCACUAUCACUCCCAUUUCUGCAGCACUUCCGUGUAUUUUAGGUGAACAGUAUUUGGAAACACAGGCGAUCGAAUACGAUGGAGCAAUGGCUGUUUGGCGAAAUGAGAUAGGCAUCUUUGGAAUAUUUCUUUUGGCUCUGCUCAAUGGUUAUGUGUAUCUGCGAAUGAUGCGGAAGUACACGUAACAACUACAUUUCCACUCUUUGAGUUUCCUAAUUCUCGUGAACAGGAGGUUUUCAAGUUCGAAGAUGAUGAACUCAUUUUUUUACUAAACGUCUCCUUUUCCACUCCAGUAUACCGGUUCCUUUGUGGAACUCUUUGAACCCGUUCUAACCAUAUCCCACAGCUAAGUGCUCUGAUUUUACACUGUCUUCGACACCAGCGAAUCUCAAUUCGUCGAAUACGUUUUUUAUAUCCUUGUGUUCAGCGCUUUCCAGAUAUGAACGAUGCUCUGCUUUCAUUUCUUCAGUUGUGAUAUCCGCAAAUAUUCACUGUCUUCAUGACAUUCGUCUCUUCUUCACUUCUCGAGCACUAUUUUUUCUUCUUGUUUUGUAAAUGACUUGGACAGACAGACAGAUCUGAUCAUAUCGGUGGUUUACUGACUGGACUUCGCAAAUUUAUAGCUUAGCAUAAUAUAGUCUGG
Messenger RNA from Opisthorchis viverrini, 3202 nucleotides. RefSeq lists its product as hypothetical. NCBI's taxonomy places the organism in Eukaryota, Metazoa, Platyhelminthes, Trematoda, Opisthorchiida, Opisthorchiidae. The coding region runs from base 384 to 2744 and encodes 786 amino acids. The record is from RefSeq and is a predicted model, not a curated record. The transcript has 15 exons. Gene Ontology annotation, molecular function: ATP binding; ATP hydrolysis activity; ABC-type transporter activity. Gene Ontology annotation, cellular component: plasma membrane.